AAAAAACCAACACGGUGGAGUUUUUGCAAGUGUCACGGAUUUGCGUUUCAAGUACUUCAACUUUCUCAUUCGUAAAAUUUCGUGAAAAACACGAUGGUGCCAUUGGUUUUCUCUGAAAUCAAUUCCGAAGCUCUAAAAUGCUCUCAGAGUUCAGUUUGUAAUGGAGAGGAUAUUCCACGCAACGUUGAGAGUCCAUUAAUUCUACACCUAGUAAAAUUUUCCAUGCAAAGAUAGGGAGCAAAUACAUUAGCAGAAUUGCCGUGGUUACAACUUCGGAGUCUCCAAAUAAAGUGGCAAACCUGCUAAUGUAUUUGCUCCCUAUCUUUGCAUGGAAAAUUUAACUGGAUAUAAAGGUAGACUCUGAGGGCAGUGUUAAACAUCCCCUUCAUUACGGCCUCAACUUUGAGAGCUUUUUUUGAGCUUGGGAAUCGAUUUUAGAGAAAACUAGUGGCACCAUCGUGUUUCGAGCGAAAUAUUACUUAGGAAUAAGUACUUCAGUCGCAAAUCCCGAACACAUGCAAGAGCUCCAUUUCUCAGGUGUUUCUACAUUUUCUUCUUUAGUAGUUUAUUAAAGUAGCUAACCUUUUGUUCAGUUAGUUCUUGAGUAGUACCUUUCAUUUUCUUUUCCGAUUUCUUCAUCUAAUUAAAUAAUAUAUUCUGCUUUUCUCUAUCUAAUUAAUGCAUCUUUCCUGCUUUUCUCCAUCUAAUUAAUGCAUCUUUCCUGCUUUUCUCCAUCUAAUUAAUGCAUGUUUCCUGCUUUUCUUUAUCUAAUUAAUGCAUCUUUCCUGCUUUUCUCUAUUUAAUUAAUGUAUCUUUCCUGAUUUUCUCUAUCUAAUUAAUUAAUAUCUGCUGCUUUUCCCUAUGUAAUUAAUAAUAUCUUCUGCUUUUCUCUGUCUAAUUAAUUAAUCUGUUCUGCUUUUUUCUAUGUAAAUACUAUUCGAAUUUUGUGCCAUUCUGAAUCCCUCCUUCCUGUCCCCCAUAUUUCAAGAUGAUGAUCGUCGAAUUUCAGCCAUAGCCGUGGGAUUACAGCUACGCAACUUGCUGUUUUCCGUGAAUGACGUCGUUGCCCGAGCUUAGCUAGAUUGAUGCUUCAGUUUUUUCAUAGUCACAAUUCAUUCUAUGCAUCUAACACACAUUUUUUUACGGAAAUUCAGAUUCACAAUGAUGGAAACACUUGCUUAGAUCACAGGCCAUAAGGUAAAGGAACGCCCCACCACCCUGCUUCAGAUCACAGAUAAGACUGAGAGAAUGUGGGACAUGAAGAACUGUAACAUCCUCCCCCAUCGUUCCUUCUGUCGCACUAGAAAAAUUAAAAUCUUCUUGUUACUCAAAAUGCUCAUUCACGCGAAAGGAGUUGAAGAAAUAAAUCAGAGAGAAGAAGCAGCAGAAGGAGGACGCAAUAGGCAGCAACAACAGUAGUCACAUCAGCUGCUAAAAUUCCUCGAUUUGAGAAAAUUAGCAAACUGGCGAUCGGACUCAAAAAAUAGUAAUGGCAGCAGGAGAGGAAGAAGUUUUCGCAGUUCGUAGCAGACAGAGAAGAAUCAGCAGCAGAAUUACUACUAACAGCAGUAAUUGCUGUUCUCUAACACAAUAAUUAUUUUUCUCAGCGUUACGACCAACUGUCACGGAAACUGUUGUUUUUGUUGCGAGUUAUGUAUCCAAUUCUUCUCAGUGAGAAAAUCAGGGCUGCCGACUCGUGUGUAAUUUAAGCAUUGACGAGUUAAAUGGGUGUAAUGUUAGUAGUUUGAGAGUAAUCCAAUUAUCUGUGAAUAAUUCAUGAAUAAUUCUCCACCGUAGUGUCUCACGGUGUGAUGAGCGAUCGAUGGAGUCAUAAUCGAUCCUAAAAGAAUUCAUAUCUCGCACGAUUUGCGAGUACUGAGUGAGUAAAAUUGAGAAACAGUGAGAAAAAUGUGAGUAAAAUCGAGAAACAGUGAGCAAAAUGUGAGUAAAAUCGAAAAACUGUGAGCAAAAUGUGAGUAAAAUCGAGAAGCAGUGAGCAAAAUGUGAGUAAAAUCGAGAAACAGCGAGCCAAAUGAGAGUAAAAUGUGAGUAAAAUGUGAGUGAAAUCGAGAAACGGUUAGUAAAGAGUGAGUAAAAUCAAGAACGGAGAAUGAAGAGCGAGUAAAAUCGAGACCCAGUGAGUGAACAGAGAACAAAAUCGAGAAACAUUGAGCGAUAAGUGAGUCAAAUGAAGAACUGUGAAUCGUAGUGAGAAAAAUGGAGAACGAUAAGUAGCAAGUGAGAAAAUUUAUAACGAUGCGUAACAAGUGAGUGAGGAAUAUGGGAAACGUAAGAGUCUCGGCAGCCCUGAUAAAGAUGUACAUCCCAGGGUGAAUAGCUCUUGAUAAGUCGUUGAAAACGUGGGAAAGUCAGGGAUUUUCGCCCAACACUGAAAAGUCAGUGAGUUUCACUGCGGAACUUCGAAAUUCUUUCCUCCAGUCCAGUACUUACCUUCCAUGCCGACGAAGAUCAAAUCCCGGCUUUAAGUCCUUGAAUUUUAGAUUUAAGAAAGUACGGCAGUGAAGACACUUUUCAGUAUGCCCCGAUAAAUCCGGGUUGGAGGGGGGGGGGCAGAAAAAUUCUAGCUUCUUGUAGUAUUCCUUGAAAUAGUUGUCGAAUCUUCAGUCCUCAUUGAUGCAGUAAAUUUGAUGUCCAAACAUGAAACUUGGCAGCAAAUAUUGUUGGUAGGUUUUCUUACGUACAAUCACGGAUUUUCGCUUCGAAACUAAAAUCUCACGUCAAGUCGAACGAUGAAUUAUAAGCGCUGAUGCGGCUAAUGGCUAGCAUCCACGAUACUGGCCUAACGUUAAACUAUUCAAUUUAUGUUUUAUCAGGUAUACAAAAACGAAGCAUACGUUAAUUAUGUGGGACUUAUAAAGCAAGCAAAUAAAUCAAAACAUAAAUAAUUGGAAAUUAUUACAUCUGUAUCUGUAAGUUAAUAUAUUGGAGCUGGAAGAACAUGCAUUAAGUAUGCUUGGUUUCUUCCCCUUUUUCGUUUUUUGACUAUCCACAAGAAACUUUUCUCGUGGUUGUAUUAUUCUGGUUUCAAGAUACGCCGUUUAUUAUCAUUAACAUCAUUUUAUUUUCAUGAUUUUUCCUAUCUUGUUUUCAUGUCAUGUAUUAUUGUAAACGCCUUAUCUGAGCAGAAUUGAAGUAAGUUAACCACACAUGAUUCAAUUCCUGGUGAAUCUGGAAUUUUUUUAACCAUUUCUAACUUAACGAUUUUUGGCCAAUUUUUAGUGCGCAGUGCAAUUCCAGUGAAAGUGUGGUGUCGUGAGUGCUUACGGCUUGGCGUCGGGCAAUUUCACAGCUCUCAUCUGGAUUGAUAGCUGCGAGACUCUCAUAAGGAAACGGAAGCAUGUCCGAAACGGCAGGAGGCUGAAUCAUCGAUGGACGAAACCAGCUGAAAACUCCUGAAUCAAUCCCCAUUUUUGCCCGGUUUUAGUUCGGCUGAAACCCAGCAGAGGUUAUGGUGAAGCAUGGGAACGCGGCAGCCGAGUAUUUGCAGAGUGCCCCAAUCCGACGGCUGCGACACCCGCUAGAUGAAAGUCCAUUCUGGGCCAUCUUUUGCUCAACACUUGGUGAUACCUUGGCUUUUGUGGCCAGUCUACCAAUAAUUGCACUUCUUGUCAUUAUCUUACCGGUAUUUUCUCUUACCAGAUGGAUCCUACUCCUUGCCUACUGGAACACACGCCGCAGGUGCUUCAGAGUAAGUGGUGGAGUGGAAUCAAUGCGAGGUCAGGACGCCAAGUGGUUAGGUAGCGCAUGGCAGCGUUCGGUGCUCCAUGCAGUGCUCGUUUUUGACUCCCGGCUUGAUCUGAUGAGGCUGAAGCAAGCCCUCCUUCAGCGUGUGAUCCCAUUCUGUCCUCGCCUAAUCUCGAAGCCGUUUGCGCUGCCACUCACGGCCGGUGCUGGCCAUUGUUGGCUUCCAGACUCCUCGUUUGAUAUACACCGACAUGUCUUCCAUGCACCAGAGCUUUCUCAGGAUCAUGGUGCUACAAAGUUACAGGAUUAUGUAGGGAAGCUUUUAAGCAAAAGUCUGUCUGCUGAUAAACCACCAUGGGAACUUCACGUCAUGCCUCGAUCAGUAGAAACUACUGUGUCCUCUCCGUGUGAAGCUCCAGACACUAUCGUCAUUCUGCGAAUUCAUCAAAGCCUUGCCGAUGGCACAUCUUUAGUCAAAUUACUUUGCCAAAAUCUCUCUGAUACCAAAGUAAACUGGACCACUCCCAAGAAAUUUGGACGCAUCCAAUUCUGCUACUUGUACAUCCGUGCGUGCCUCAUCUGCCCACUUGCUCUGUGUUGCUGGCUCCUGACUUCACGGAAGGACCGCAACCUAAUAAAUGGGCCACAAAAAUGGACCAAUCACAAUGUUGUAUCUAUGUCUUCAAUGUUAAGCAUGAGCAAAGCAACCCGCAUCAAACAAGUAACACGUUCAUCAAUGAACUGUGUCGUUCUUUCUGCGUUUGCGGGAGCUUUGAGAUUGUUUUUGCAAAGUUGUGGAAUUAGACAUCCACCCGACAUGAAGAUCGUGAUUCCUGUGAACAUGAACCAAGGGGGCAUGUCAGUCCAGCCAAACAUUAACGGUAAAGUUUCUCCGGUUGUUAUGACUCUGCCUGUGAGUAUUGAGGGAGCUUUGCCACGCUUGUGGUACACGAGAAGUCGCCUCAAAACACUGCGGUCAUCCAUCGAUCCCUUCGUUCUCUAUGUAGCCACUUCAGCUCUAAUGUCAAUCGCACCUGGCUCAUGUGUCCGAUCGCUUAUUUCUGCUGUCACGGAGAAAACGGCAAGCGUGCAGUUCAGCUGGCUUUCUGGGCCAACGUCACCUGUAGCAAUCAGCGGUAGCGAACUGAAAGCAAUAUAUUCUUUAGUCCCUGCUCAAAGCGGAAUUGGAAUAGCAGUUUCUGUGAUCACCUACUCCGAACAAAUUUAUCUCACUGUUGCCACUGAUGCUGCUCUCGGACAAACUGGAGAAAUCCUUUUACAUCAUAUCAACCUACAGAUUAACAAGUUGUAUGAGCUACUUCAUAAUAGGAGGAUUCCUGGUGAAGGUCAUCGAUCAGAUGCAGUUAGUCUGUCAACAUUCCCCAAUAUUCGAACCGCCCCUGUCGAUAGUAUCGUGGAACGAAUGUACAAAGUGCAGCAAGAAAUCCAAAGGAUCUGUGAAAAUAAACGACCACCUCUCAUCGAAAGAGAAAGAUGUCAGUGUUUAAAGGCAGAGUUUACAGUUUUACUAAAAGAACUUCGAAGGAGGAAAAGUCAAAACAAUCAACAAAAACACAAAAAAACUCAAUUACCCCAGGAUCUGGACAGUGAUGACUACGCUCAAGGUCUACGGCAUCGUCGAUCUAUGUCCUGCCCUUUCAUGGUUCGACCCAAUCUCUCUACCCUCAACAUUUUGGCCAAUGCACACGGACUCCAUCACAGUGAGAACAGCCCAAACAGCAGUCCGCUCAAGAAUCUUAGCCCUGCCAGUCCACUGAAAAAUCCCUGUGCAUCAAGUCCAGUCCCGAGAGGAUCAAUAACUUCACCUCUUAAAAACAUUCCAGUGAAUGCCCCCCGUGCUAACCAUUUCCCCUCACAAGUGUCUUCUCCUGUGGAUCAUCCACACAACCGCACGUUAACUAGUGUCAAGAGCACUAUUUUCUCAUCGACGCGAGUCUAUGACGUAGACGAAUCUCAGAACCACGCUAGAAAUGUGCCCAGUUUUAGUUGCUCUUGCGCUGAAGAGCACAGGACCAGUUUCACGAAUAGUCACGAUAACUUUCUCUAUUCUCCGCAAGAUUUGGAGCCGGUUAAGUCUUCCCAACUUUCCAGUAGUUAUGGUCGGCCCCUGUGUAGAAACAACCAAACCAUUAUCAAGAUGCCUGAGUAUGUGAUGCCAGAGUUAUCGACCAUUAUUGCCUACGACAAUGCUCUUCCAAUUAAUAGUACAUCCGUAGAUAUAUAGUUCAAUUUGAUUCUCAUGUAUUCAUUCCUAAGCGAAAUUUUUCCAAGUUUGAAUUGUCGUCGAGUCGAUGAGAUGAACUCAUCGAAAUCUCGGAACCUGCUUCCAACUAUUUAAAGUAGUCAAAUUCAGCUGGUGUAACAUCUUUUAUACUCACCAAUGAAAAUUUUUUCGGUUUCAACCCUCUAAGAUCUCUUUAGUUCUGCUGGUUUUUGUAUGGUGACGCUAUUUUGAUCCAUUUUUUGAGCUGAAACAGAACUCAAGAGAUUAUCUCUACUGGUUCAGUUGCCAAUUAAGUUUAUGAAUAGCGCUUAAAGUCAACUUUGUCUUUCUUUUAUCUCCUGUCAUGUGGAAUUUUAAACAAUUGACCAUCCAACGGGUUCUGCUGUCAGAUUCAUUUAUCAUGGAUAAGUGUCUAUAUAAAAGAGAUAUUGUCUCAACACACGCAAUGAAGGAGGUCUGGUGAUUGGAAGAUUGUUCUGAUUCUAAAUGGGUCGCAGGAUUCCUUUUAAGUCUGUCCCUAAAAUUUGAAUGUUUAUUUUAUUUUUAUAUCUUUUUUGCCUCUGUAUCAGUUCAUUGAUAGUUCUCAAAGGCUAAUAAGUAAGUGGCCAUUUUGUCAUCGUAUCAAAAAAUUUGAUUUGAUGUGUGUCUCUAUUCCAUUGUUUGCUUUAGUUCUUGCCUGUGGCCCAAAUUUUUUUGGUUUACUGUUGAUUCCAAAUCUAGUAAACAAAAGCUGAAUCAGUGAGCACAACAAAUCAGAAGCCUCACUUUCAACUUAGAAGUGACUCGAAGCGGCCACAAGUUUACACCUAGCUGGUCAACAAAAUUUGGGCCCAGGUAUUUUGCUCCUGAAAUUUUACAAAAUUUCAUUUUAAAUUAAAAAUUUAACUUGUAAAUUUAAUGAUUUUUUAGGCAAGAUGGACUUAGGACAAGAUGGUUUCCGGACAAUUUCUUUAUGAUCACCAUCCCUUUAUAUUAGUUAGUUAAAGUAAACAGUAUUUUUUUAAGUAACCUUAUCCUUUCAAAAGUAGAGAGGGUGCAUUUAUAAUUGAAAUUUAACAUCCAUUUUUAGUCUACUUUCAGAUUCAUUCUCACGUUGAAAAAUUUUUCAUUAAAUAUUUCAUAUUCGUUUUCUCUGAAGGACUACACUCGGAACAACAAGAAAUAGGGCACUAGCUUAGCCUCAAAAGUUUUUGAUAUGAUGUUCCUCAGGAUCUCCAGAGUAAGAUGAGCUUUUAAAACCAAACUGUCAGUGCAAUAAUCUCGAGUCUGAAAUGUUCAUGUAACGUGAAUUUUAAAGUAUUUUCAAGUGGGAAAAUGUACGGAGUAUGUUUUAACGGAGGAGCGAGCUUUUCUUUCCUUGUCUCGUCUUCCUUUUUCAUCAUUCUUUAACUCGGCGACGGCGCCACCUUUCCAUAUACUUAACUUUUUAAAGUGCAAAAAAAUGCGCUUUUUAUAAACGAUUUUCUUGAGAUUGGCUCUCAUAGAAAGUUCUAUUUUGAAAGUUCAGCUUAUUCAGCUUGAGUAUCUCAUAAAAAAAAAUCUUGCAAUUUAGCCAUCCUCAAAUUUCUUAGUAUUCUGGGCGUAGUUAGUCAUUUCAACUCCACCAGAUCUGGAAAUGUGGUUCACCAAAUCUAUCAUCAUGGGUAUAAACUCGGUACUUUUAAAAUACGCAAAUCUUAGCAAGCAUACAUCGGACAUGAAAUGUCAAAGCGUAUGGCUCUCUUUUCUUACUUCAUUUUUUGUUCGGUUAGUUUUUUCUUCCUCUGUAGUGAAAAUUCAGUUUUCAUUAUCUCAUUCUUCAUUAAAUUUUAAUGUUAACAUUUUUAAUUUGUCGAAAGUUCUCUUUUAGACUGUACAACUAUUCCAAACUGAAAUCUAGUUCAGUCCACUUUUAACUUUACUUGUGAUUCUGGAAACUUAAUCUUGUUACAUUCAUAGUUACGUCUCUAGCUGAAACAAUUAGAAUAUUUCUCUUUUAGCCUUAUCUUUGUAUUUUUAUUCUUUCUUGAAUCUCUGGCUGAUGGAUGGAUAUUUGUUCUCAAAAGAAAAAAUGACAAACAAUUAGUAAGUUAUGUUUACCAAGUACAAUAUUGCUCCGAUCAUCUGACAAUUUAUGACGAGGGCUGCCUCGGAUAUCGAAAAUGUCGGAUAAUUGAAGCCACUAAACAAAGGCUGACAAAACGCCAUCUCAAGCUCUGUUUGUAAUCAAGUAGACACAAAAUUUGGCCAAUUUUUUUUUUUUGUAAAACUAGGCUAUUCAAUUGGAAAAAAAGCACACACACACACAUAAAAAGAAAAAACAGAUUCAUUCAAUUCUGACCCAAAAAACCCGUGUUUGUCCUGUCAGAUAACUUGUAGUUGACAAAAAACUCAAUAGACUACAUCAGAUAAAUGAAGUGUCGAAUAAUAAGGGCCUUAAUUUCAUUCGUGAGAAUUAGCAAUUGUGUAAUUAUUUGCACUUAAGUUCUCGGAAAGAGAAAUAAAAAUUGCCAUGUUCAGUACACCACUGUUUAAAUCCAGUCAGUUCAGUCCAAAUUUUUCAGUAUUUUGUAUGGUACAGUAUAAAAUCACAAGAAAACUUGUACAAUUUCGUUUUUUAUACUUCCUUUAACGUUACAACUUACUACAUAAGCACAUUCUUCCAAAUAUUAAAUUCUAUAGUCACUCAAGUUAUUUUGAUUUAAAUGGUAUACCUGAGAAAAAAAUGUAAACAUGGCAUUGGAGUUUCUCGGUUUUUGCUAAGGCAAGUAAGAUCAAGACUUUUUUCAACUCUAAGUGUUUCUUGAUAUCUUUAGUUAUCUUUCGAUAUCUCCAGAUAUCUAGAGCUCUUCUUGUCUCAAGGAGUGCCAUUUCAAAAGAAUACUUACUGACUCUGUUGUUAUUGUGUUCUGCAUUUAACUUGGAAGGAGAUUCAUGUGCAGUUAUAUUGUUCUGUCACAUUUACUCUUAUUUUUAAAAUUUCUAUCACAUUAGUCUAAUAAAGCAGGCAACUUGUAAUUGAUUUACUCAUUAUGUCAAUUUUUAAAACUUUUUAACCAAUUUAACCCAUUAUCAUGCUGGUGAGAAGGUGAAUGAUCAAUCUUUUGCGUUCAAGGACUAGUUUGAGUCAUCAUCUGCAGAGCUGUAGUAAAAUUUGAAUAAUGAUUAAAUAAGAACAGAGCGUGCAAGAUUUCUAUGGAUGAAGCCAUUUCAUCUCCAGACCAGAUUUUGUAUCUCAUAAAUAGUGUCUGCAUAAAAAAUAAAAAAUGCCAUUUUUUGGCUGAUUUUUUUUUUCUUUACUAUAACAAUGUACCUUCACCAAGAAUAGGGCAUGCUGUGAAUUUUAAAAACUAUCAUUUAUUGCACCUUGGCACUGCAUCAUCAAAGUAAAAGUUUAUCUCUUCCCUCAAGUCUCUCUCUAUGUUACUUUUAUCAAAUUAUUCUUGUUCGAUUAUAAUCAGGCCCAUUUUUUAACAUUUUUUUUUACAUUUUUCUAAUUUUUAAACGAGCAUUUGAUUUAAAGUCUCCCAAGAAUUUGUAUAUGAGCUAUCGAAUAGGUAGCGGGGAUAGGAUGUGGGCGGUUUUAUCCUGAGUGUUAAUGAAAAUCUACACAAUUCAACUAGUGUUAUUCAAUAGCAAUUACAUUCUUGCAUAUCACUUUUAAAUUUUCAUACAGCUGUUGUCUCUAUCUUUUUCAGCAUUAAUCGUCGUUGCUCACACUUUAGUCUCUGAUAAGAGGAAAUAGAGGGUAAUGUUGUAUGAUUCUAGAGACUGAGAGCUAUGUUUUGAAUGGAAAGAAAUGAAUGGAUAUUUUACGUCACAAUAUUGUGGAUCUAUGACUGCAUCCUUAGCUGGCGCUGAUUAGUUUCUACUGGGGUUUCUCACAGGUUACCUCAGAGGACAAAGUUACUUUGAAGUGUGCUAGGUAGUUAAAAAAGAAAAUCUAGUCUGUAAAGAUUCUGUAACUUCAGAGCAAUUAUUUUUUUGUUCAAUUUGCUUCUCAUUACUGUAGAAAUCAAAGUUCUAUACACCUGUUUUGUUUUAAUAAAGUUUUUUAAAUGUUUUAA
This is a messenger RNA of Bemisia tabaci, 9996 nucleotides long. Lineage: Eukaryota; Metazoa; Arthropoda; Insecta; Hemiptera; Aleyrodidae. The record is from RefSeq and is a predicted model, not a curated record.